Molecule: messenger RNA, 996 nt
Organism: Chrysochloris asiatica (Cape golden mole)
Lineage: Eukaryota; Metazoa; Chordata; Mammalia; Afrosoricida; Chrysochloridae
Gene: FNDC11
Product: chromosome unknown open reading frame, human C20orf195
Exons: 1
Coding region: 1-996 (331 amino acids)
Molecular function (GO): protein binding
Source: RefSeq, a predicted model, not a curated record
AUGAACUUCCAGGUGAAGAGCCUGAGCCUGGACAAGAUGAAGCUGGACAGUCCCCAGACCUUCCUGGAACCGGAGGAGGCAGAAGAGGCAGAGGAUGGGCAACUGCUGGAACCGGAGGCCUGGAGGACCUAUGUGGAGCGCCGUAACGCACUGCGUGAGUUCCUGACCUCAGACCUGAGCUUGCACCUGCUCAAGCGUCACCAUGCCCGUGUGGAACUGUUGCAGAAGUGCUCCUACUACAUCGAGAUCCUGCCCAAGCACUUGGCUCUGGGUGAUCAGAAUCCUCUGGUGUUGCCCAACGCCAUAUUCCAGCUCAUCGACCCCUGGAAAUUUCAGCGAAUGAAGAAAGUGGGCACGGCACAGACCAAGAUCCAGCUGCUGCUGCUUGGUGACCUGCUGGAGCAGCUGGACCGUGGCCGCGCCCAGCUGGAUGCCUUGCUUGAGUCACCUGACCCUCGGCCCUUCCUGGCUGGCUGGGGGCGUGUGGAGCAUCGGCUGGCAGACCUGGCAGCUGUCAUGGACAAUUUCUUGACCAUGAUGGUGCCAGGAAGGUUGCACAUCAAGCACCGGCUGGUAUCGGACAUUGGUGUCACCAAGGUCCCGCACAUCCGGCUCAUGCUGAGCACCAAAAUGCCCGUCAUGUUUGACCGCAAGGAGUCAGUAGCCCACCAGGACUGUGUUAGCCUGCGCUGGUUUGUUACUAUUCAGCCAGCCGCACCUGAGCAGUUCGAGCUGCGCUUCAAGCUUCUGGAACCUCAGACCCAGCAGGAGUGCACACAGUGUGGCCUCAUCCCCGUGGCCACCUGCACCUUUGACGUCCGCAACCUGUUGCCCAACCGUGCUUACAAGUUCACCAUCAAGAGGGCCGAGAGCUACACACUGGUAUAUGAGCCCUGGAGGGACAGCCUGAUCCUGCACACCAAGCCAGGGCUUCCUGAAGGGGUCCACCCCCUGCUGGCCAGGCCCGUCCGGCCUGCCCCCAACCACACCUUCUGA